AGUACGAAAAGAGGGAGGGAAGAGGCGCGGGGCGGUGACGUCAGGUGCUCGCGCCGGAAGUUCCUGGUGGGGGGGUUAGAGUAUUUGCUGGGACCCGGCGGCGACAGGAGAAAUGGCCGCAGAGAAGUCCCAACCCCUGUCGGGUUCCAAAGAGCAAGAAGAGGAUUGGCCACUACCUGCUGAGCAGCGUUCUAAUACAGACAACUAUUUAAGGUAAAUAUUUCCAUAACCUUAUGGAGAGAAAGGACUUUGAAGCAUGGCUUGAUAAUAUUUCUGUUACGUUUCUCUCUCUGACGGACUUGCAGAAAAAUGAGUCGCUGGAUCACCUGAUUGGCUUGAGCGGGGCUAUCCAGCUCAGGCACCUCUCCAAUAACCUAGAGACCCUCCUCAAACGGGACUUCCUCAGACUCCUCCCGCUGGAACUCAGUUUCUAUUUGUUAAAAUGGCUUGACCCCCAGACCUUACUCACGUGUUGCCUCGUCUCUAAGCAAUGGAACAAGGUCAUAAGUGCCUGCAUGGAGGUGUGGCAGACUGCCUGUCGGAACCUGGGCUGGCAGAUCGACGACUCUCUCCAAGAUGCUUUGCAUUGGAAGAAGGUGUAUCUGAAGGCCAUCUUAAGGAUGAAGCAACUGGAGGACCACGAAGCCUUUGAGACCUCCUCGCUGAUCGGACACAGUGCCCGGGUGUACGCACUUUACUAUAAAGAUGGACUUCUUUGUACAGGUUCGGACGACUUGUCUGCAAAGCUGUGGGACGUGAGCACAGGGCAGUGCAUCUACGGGAUCCAGACCCACACCUGUGCAGCAGUGAAGUUUGAUGAGCAAAAGCUGGUCACAGGCUCCUUUGACAACACGGUAGCCUGCUGGGAGUGGAGCUCGGGGGCUAAGACCCAGCACUUCAGAGGCCACACGGGGGCAGUUUUCAGUGUUGAUUACAACGAUGAGCUCGACAUCCUGGUCAGCGGCUCGGCGGAUUUCACUGUGAAGGUCUGGGCCUUGUCUACAGGAGUGUGUCUCAAUACGCUGACCGGGCACACGGAAUGGGUCACAAAGGUGGUCUUGCAGAAGUGCAGAGUCAAAUCCCUCAUGCACAGCCCUGGGGAUUACAUCCUUUUAAGUGCAGAUAAGUAUGAAAUCAAGAUCUGGCCGAUUGGAAGAGAAAUCAACUGCAAAUGCUUAAAAACCCUGACCGUCUCGGAAGACCGCAGCAUCUCCCUCCAGCCGCGGCUUCACUUUGACGGGAAAUACAUUGUGUGCAGUUCUGCCAUCGGGUUGUACCAGUGGGACUUCGCCAGCUAUGAUAUUCUCAGAGUUAUCAAACCUCCCGAGUUUGCAAACUUGUCCUUGCUUGGCUUUGGUGACAUAUUUGCCCUCCUGUUUGAUAACCACUACCUGUACAUAAUGGACUUGAGGACAGAGAAACUAAUCAGCCGCUGGCCGCUGCCGGAGUACAGGAAGUCAAAGAGGGGGUCCAGUUUCCUGGCGGGCGAAAUGGCUUGGCUCGACGGCUUAGAUGGCAGGAACGAUGUGGGUUUGGUCUUUGCCACCAGCAUGCCGGACCACAGUAUUCACCUGGUUUUGUGGAAGGAGCAUGGCUGAUGGGACAGAGCGACGUGGCUGUUUGUUUGUUUUUUAAAAAAACCAACACACACAAUUCAGACCGCCAGUAGUGAGCCAGCUGGGGAAGAGUUUGCAUGAACCAAAGCAGUACAUCUUGACGGAUAUCAUCAUGCAAUGCACAAUCAUUUUUUACCUUUCCAGGGGGGCGGGGUUGUUCCCCCCUAUGUCAUUUUUUGAGAAAAGAGAGGAAUAACAACUUGGAGACUUUUUUUUUUUCCCUUUUAAACAUGAUGCAUCACAGCAUGCUAACAACCUCGCAUCGCCGACUCAUGGAUUCUUGUGUUCAAAUAUACACACUUGAGAGCAUAUUUCUCAACUAUGAUUUUUGGGGGGGGAGAGUGGGGGAAGCCAUGGGAAAUCUACUCAAAGGAAAGGAUAUUAGAUCUCAGACGCCUCCUCUCCCCUCCUCACCCGUAAGAAAAGGAGGAAGUAGUUAAUCCGAUUGUAUUUUUAAAGCGUCUUAGUCACAGCCAGUGUGGAAGAUCUGCUAUGGAAAGGGGACCGUGUGGUUAAUUAAUUUUGUUAGGGCUGGUGUUACUUUUCUGUGCACCAUGCAUAAACGUGAUAACCGCUUGAGCCAGGAGAGGUUGCAGGUGUAUGAAUGUGGGUAUUGCACCUGUGUAUUGCUUACUGGCUUCCGUAGCCAGGGCUCAGCUGAGAGCAUGAGUCAAAUAAGUACAGGAUCCCACAAGUCAGGCAUUCACUUCUACUUGGGGGUGGAGUGGGGGGGGGGUCUGAAGGGAAGAAACACGCGUAUCUGAAGUCCACUCUUGAUUUCAUAGAAAUGAGUAGGGGAGAUAAAACACCCAAAUAGCUCCCUCAAGAGCGAUGCUGCUUCUCACAAGGCAAAUUCUGAGGUCAGGGACAGGAUGGUAGCCUUUAAAUUGAAUCAUUAAUUGAGUUCUGCAGGCUGACGGAGGCUUCCGUUCAAAAGGUGGCUCAAGUCAUCAAAAGUUGUACAGGCCCCUGCACCCAGAAUACCUCCUCCUAUCCCUCCUUACACAGAGAGCCAUCAUAGCUGCCACUUCUGAAGCUAGUGAGAAAAAGCAAGGAUGUUAAGGACAAUGAGCAGGUUGGAACAGCGGCCACCACCCUUCUCCCCUUGUGAAGAGCGUGCAGUGAUGAAGGCUUGGAAGGAAGCGUCCCCUUAGCAUGUACCUGUAGUGGUUGUCAGAGCCGUCUGCCCCUACAGGCACAAUAAGGCUUCCGUUUCCGUGAUGGCUCAUUUUAAAGGCCUUUUAAUACAUUUGGCAAUGUAUUUCCCACAUGCGACGGACAAAACUGUGUUUGUCCCAGACUCUGGCAAAUCCUGCCAUUUCAAAACCAGACUGAAGGAGUUUGAAAUGUAAAAAGUGGAGACAACAGAAGUGAAGCGUAUGGGGCUGGGCUGGGGUGGGCUGCUGGCCUUCCCGUCCCCCUGCUCUUCUCUGUGGGAAGCUGGAGCAGAGGUGGCCAGCCUUCUGGCACGUACUAUAAAAGUUUACACAACAAUAUUAAUAAAAACUCCGCCUGGUUGAA
Molecule: messenger RNA, 3137 nt
Organism: Rhineura floridana
Lineage: Eukaryota; Metazoa; Chordata; Lepidosauria; Squamata; Rhineuridae
Gene: FBXW2
Product: F-box and WD repeat domain containing 2
Exons: 8
Coding region: 234-1598 (454 amino acids)
Molecular function (GO): protein binding
Source: RefSeq, a predicted model, not a curated record